Tupaia belangeri chinensis (Chinese tree shrew) is the source of this 1464-nucleotide messenger RNA. RefSeq names its product PCI domain containing 2 (gene PCID2). The transcript has 13 exons. The record is from RefSeq and is a predicted model, not a curated record. NCBI's taxonomy places the organism in Eukaryota, Metazoa, Chordata, Mammalia, Scandentia, Tupaiidae. Bases 91 to 1164 code for a protein of 357 amino acids. Gene Ontology annotation, molecular function: double-stranded DNA binding; RNA binding. Gene Ontology annotation, biological process: post-transcriptional tethering of RNA polymerase II gene DNA at nuclear periphery; poly(A)+ mRNA export from nucleus; transcription elongation by RNA polymerase II. Gene Ontology annotation, cellular component: transcription export complex 2.
GUGUAUGAGGCCAUCGACAGCCGUGAUGGCGCGUCGUGUGCAGAACUGGUGUCCUUCAAGCACCCUCACGUUGCAAACCCACGGCUCCAGAUGGCGUCUCCGGAGGAGAAGUGUCAGCAGGUCCUGGAGCCGCCAUACGAUGAGAUGCUCGCAGCCCACCUACGGUGCACGUAUGCGGUGGCAAACCACGACUUCAUAGAGGCCUACAGGUGCCAGACGGUGAUAGUGCAGUCCUUCCUGCGGGCGUUCCAGGCCCACAAAGAGGAGAACUGGCCCCUGCCAGUCAUGUACGCCGUGGCGCUUGACCUGCGGAUAUUCGCCAAUCACGCAGACCAACAGCUGGUGAAGAAAGGGAAGAGCAAGGUGGGGGACAUGCUGGAGAAGGCCGCCGAGCUGCUGAUGAGCUGCUUCCGCGUCUGCGCCAGCGACACGCGCGCCGGCAUAGAGGACUCGAAGAAGUGGGGCAUGCUGUUCCUGGUGAACCAGCUGUUCAAGAUCUACUUCAAGAUCAACAAGCUCCACCUGUGCAGACCGCUGAUCCGUGCGAUCGACAGCUCCAACCUGAAGGACGGCUAUAGCACGGCACAGCGGGUCACCUACAAGUACUACGUCGGACGCAAGGCCAUGUUCGAUAGCGACUUCAAGCAAGCUGAGGAGUGCCUGUCCUUCGCUUUCGAGCACUGCCACCGUUCGAGUCAGAAGAACAAGAGGAUGGUCCUGAUCUACCUGCUCCCGGUGAAGAUGCUGCUGGGCCACAUGCCGACCAUCGAGCUGCUGAGAAAGUACCACCUUAUGCAGUUCGCGGAGGUCACCAAAGCUGUCAGCGAGGGCAACCUGCUCCUGCUCCAUGAGGCGCUGGCCAAGCACGAGCCCUUCUUCAUCCGCUGCGGCAUCUUCCUCAUCCUGGAGAAGCUCAAGGUCAUCGCCUACAGGAACCUCUUCAAGAAAGUGUACCUGUUGCUCAGGACGCACCAGCUGUCCCUGGACGCUUUCCUAGUGGCCUUGAAGUUCAUGCAGGUGGACGACGUGGACAUCGACGAGGUCCAGUGUAUCCUGGCCAACCUGAUAUACAUGGGUCACAUCAAGGGCUACAUUUCGCACCAACACCAGAAGCUGGUGGUCAGCAAGCAGAACCCCUUCCCGCCACUCUCCACGGUGUGCUGACAGGCACCGCGGUCCAGCUGGUUCCUGAUUGUGGUCCUGCUGGUGGCUGUCCCCCUGCGACCUCAUCUCAGGAGCAAGGGUCUCCAGGGGCUUGUCCAGAGCUGGCAGCUCGGCCCAGGGUCUGGGAAUUCUGUGUCCAUGACUGAAGUCCACUCGACAGCAAGACUUGAGCUUCCAGGAGCACCAGCCUGCCGCCGGCCCCGGGUGGUGCGUCCUGGCCCUGCGUCCUGCGGAUGCUGUCCCUCCCAGUCUCUCCUGAUGUCUGUAGUGCUAUUAAAAGGUUGUCUCGGUCCCCACAAA